ACAAGGGUGCAAAGCACAUGGGUGCAGGGUCCGGGGGUGCUGGGUGCAGGGGUGCAAGGGCUGGGGGGUGCAGGGCACGGGUUCAGGGUCUGGGGGUGCUGGGCACACGGACACAGAGCACAUGGGGGCAAGGCCUGGGGGUGCUGGGUGCAGGGGUGCAGCUCUGGGGGUACAAAACAGGGGUGCAGGGCUCAGGGGUGCCAACAGGGCCUCCCCACCCCACCCCUGACACCAUCCAGCUCCCUCCCCGACAGAGGUAGCGAUGGAGAAAGACCCCAGCUGCUACCAGGAUGCGGCCAAGACGGUGGCGAGUGAUGGGCUGGGCGCCGAGGGGAUGGAGACGCAGCUGGACGACUUUGUGGGUGCUCCCCCCGACUACAACGAGGAGGAGGAGGAGCAGAAGUAUUUCCGCCGCAAGCGCCUCGGCGUGGUGAAGAACGUGCUGGCCGCCAGCCUGGCCGGCAUGCUCACCUACGGCGUCUACCUGGGCCUGUUGCAGAUGCAGCUGAUCCUACACUACGACGAGACCUACCGGGAGGUGAAGUACAGCAACAUUCAGCUGGAGGACAUCGACCGCAAGGUGCUGAUGGGCAUCAACGUCACCCCCGUCGCGGCGCUGCUCUACACGCCCGUCCUCAUCAGGUAUGGCGCUGCCUGCGCUCCCCGCCGCCAUGCCGGCAUGGGCACCCACGCUUCCCCUUCCUCGCCCUGGCAGGUUUUUCGGCACCAAGUGGGCCAUGUUCCUGGCGGUGGGGAUCUACGCCCUCUUCGUCUCCAGCAACUACUGGGAGCGCUAUUACACGCUGGUGCCCUCCGCCGUGGCCAUCGGGGUGGCCAUCGUGCCCCUCUGGGCUUCCAUGGGCAACUACAUCACACGGUAGGCAGCGGGGGGAGCGGAUGGGGGGACCCAGGGGGGUGCCAGCUGACCCGCCGUGCCACGCAGAAUGGCCCAGAAGUACUACGAGUACGUCAACUACAAGGAGGAGCACGUGCAGGAGCAGCAGCGGGCACCACGGGGUGCCUGCAACGCCUACAUCGUCGUCUUCCAGACUAUCUUCUACACCUGCUUCCACUUGAGCUUCGUCUGCGCUCAGAUGCCCAUGCUCUUCUUCCUCAACAACUACCUCUACCAGCUCAACCACACGCUCUCCGGGGUCAAGCAUUGCGGGACCCUGAGUCACGGCACGCUGCCCGGCUUCAACACCACGGUGCUGCAGAGCCUGCCCCGCAGCGUCAACCUCAUCAUCGUGGAAAGUGCCCUGAUGGCGGCCGCCUUCCUCGCCAUGCUGAUGGUGAGUGCCAGGGAGGGCAGGGGACAGGCUGGGACGCCGGCAGUGGCUCACCCACGGCCGCACGGCAGGUCCUGGUGCUCUGCGGCUCGGCAUAUCGGCCCACGGAGGAGAUCGACCUGCGUAGCAUCGGCUGGGGAAACAUCUUCCAGCUGCCCUUCAAGCACAUGCGGGACUAUCGCCUGCGCCAUCUUUUUCCCUUGUUCAUCUACAGCGGCUUUGAGGUGCUCUUUGUCUGCACCGGCUUCUCCCUGAACUACGGCGUGUGUGCCCUGGGGCUAGAGAAACUGGCGUACCUCCUCACGGCCUACGGCCUCUCCGCCUCGGCCUUUUCCAGCCUGGCUCUCUGCAUGCUGCGCCUGCGGCGGCAGGUCCCGCUGCUGGCCGGAGCCAUCGUCCACGCCGCUCUCCUGGUGACUCUCUUCUGCUGGGCACCCGAGCCCCGCUACCUGCUCCAAGCGCCUCUGCUCUACUCCAUAGCCGUGCUCUGGGGCAUGGGGAGUGCCCUCAACAAAACCGGCAUUAGCAUCCUCCUGGGCAUGCUGUAUGAGGACAAGGAGCGCCAAGACUUCGUCUUCACCAUCUACCACUGGUGGCAGGCCCUGGCGAUCUUCACCGUCUACCUGUGGUCGGGGCUGCCCAUGAAGGCCAAGCUCUCCAUCAUGCUGCUGACGCUGGUGGUGGCGACGGGGGCCUACCUCUGGAUGGAACGCAAGCUGGCGCAGCACGUGACAUACCGCCUGCCCCGCAUUCCCCGCCCGCGCCACAGGAUGCACGGCUACCGUUAUAUGGAGGAGGACGACUCGGAUGAGACCGGCUCGGAGGGUGACGGCGGCAAUAACAAUGACGAGGCACGGGUGGACUCUACCAGCGGGGAUGACCUGCCAAGAGAUGAUGAGGACCAGCUGGGUUAGAGACAGCCUGUCCUGCCCCACCGCCGUGGUGGCCCCCUCCCUGCUCUCUGAACUUGAGGGGGGGGUCCACAGCCCUCCCUGGAGCUGCCAAAACCCCCCAAGGAGGCCCAAACUUCCAGGGGCCACCUUCAGGCCAGGCUUGCAGGCCCGCAGACCCCCAGGUAAACCCACAGAUGCCCUAGCUAGGCCUGCGGCCCCUCAGGGUAGGCCCAUAGCCCCCCCAGGUAAGCCCGCAGACCCCCCAGCCAGGCCUGCAGACCCACAGCCCCUCAGGACAAGCUCACAGACUCUCUAGGCAGACCCACAGCCCCCCCCAGGCCCACAGCCUCUCAGGACAGGUCCACAGACGCCCUAGCCACGACUGCACCCCCAGGCAGACCCAUAACCCCUGAGGACAGGCCCACAGCCCCCCCAGGCCUGGACCACAGCCCCUCAGCGUAGGCCUGCAGACCCGCAGGCCAGCCUUGCAGGCCACCUGGCCAGGCUGACAGACCACUCAGGGCGGGCCCACUGACCCCACAGGCAGGACCACAACCCCUCAGGACAGGCCUGCAGACCCCCAGGCAGACCCACAGCCCCCCGAGGCAGGCCCAUAGCCCCCCAGGGCAGGCCCACAGACCUUGCAACCAGGUUGACAGCCCCCCCAGGCAGGCUCACAUCCCCUCAGGGCAGGCCUGUAGAACCCCCAGGCAGGACCACAGACCCCCUAGCCAGGCUGACAGCCCCCCCUCCCCCCGGGCAGGCCCACAGCCCCCCGGGCAGGCCUAUACCCCCCUAGGCCAGGCCCACACCCCCUCAGGCCACCCCUGCAUCCCACCCACCCCCUGAGGUACCCCCCCCGCCAAAGCCAGCCCGACCCCUCUUUUGCUCCCGCAU
Messenger RNA from Chroicocephalus ridibundus (black-headed gull), 3079 nucleotides. RefSeq names its product unc-93 homolog B1, TLR signaling regulator (gene UNC93B1). The transcript is spliced from 8 exons. The record is from RefSeq and is a predicted model, not a curated record. Gene Ontology annotation, cellular component: endosome; lysosome. Gene Ontology annotation, biological process: toll-like receptor 9 signaling pathway; toll-like receptor 3 signaling pathway; toll-like receptor 7 signaling pathway. The coding region runs from base 263 to 2203 and encodes 646 amino acids. Lineage: Eukaryota; Metazoa; Chordata; Aves; Charadriiformes; Laridae. Gene Ontology annotation, molecular function: Toll-like receptor binding.